This is a messenger RNA of Annulohypoxylon truncatum, 3064 nucleotides long. Its product is annotated as Skb1 methyltransferase. The record is from RefSeq and is a predicted model, not a curated record. Gene Ontology annotation, cellular component: nucleus; cytosol. The coding region runs from base 189 to 2576 and encodes 795 amino acids. Gene Ontology annotation, biological process: peptidyl-arginine N-methylation; regulation of DNA-templated transcription. Lineage: Eukaryota; Fungi; Ascomycota; Sordariomycetes; Xylariales; Hypoxylaceae. The transcript is spliced from 4 exons.
CUCUGGCCUUACUACAUUCCAGUUGUGACUAAGACGAAAUACUACUAGCAGUACUUUUCGCCCGCUACGUAUCAUAGGUAGCUAUUGUACUUGCAUACCUACUAGGUACCUAGGUAGGCACAUAUCGACGAACUUCUCCCAAAACAAAGAAUAGUUCGCCUUUUGGGCAACCUACCAGUCGCCCCACGAUGUCGCAUUCAUUUGACCAGGAGUCUGAUGGCUACAAUGAAGUCCGUCCGACUUUCUACAUCGGUCAACAUGACUCGACGAGGUCUGAUUCGUUGACUGACUUACAAUACGGUCAAGUCCUGAACUCUGGUUUUAGCUUUAUUACAACCCCCAUCACCAACGAGCAUUUUCAUGAUCGCGUCUUGAAUCUCCUCAAAGCUAGCCUGUUGGAUGCCAAAAACAACGAGCAAGCAGGCUCCAUUUUAGAUCCGGUGGUACCACCCUUGACCACCGAGGAUACUAACCUCUUCCCGGGAACCUACACAAGUGGGCUUGUUGCUUACUCUAGCCCGUGGAUUGACUUAUGCUCUCCUAAUCAUGUUAUCUCCAGCAUUUCUAGGCAGGUCCUGAAUCUGGAAGUCUCCUAUGCCAAUUUCUGUGGUGUCAGGAGCAUCAUAGUACCUGGACCUAGGCAGGACUCGAUCAAGGUUGGCAACAGCCAAGGGAUCGCUCAGUAUGGCCGAGCUAUCCACGAAGCCUUUUCCAUCGGAACACGGAUUAGCAUUAUCGUCCACAUUCCCAUGUAUCGCGAGCCUAGCCUAGAAGAAAAGGUACCGCAGUUGUCUUUAUUCGACGAAAACACAAGCGAAACACCCUCCAAAGAAGAAAUCGAUCUCUUCAGUGCCUGGGACUCUUGGCACCUCAUUCGUACUGUUUGUGAAUACGAUGCUAGGCUUUUCGUUGCCCUCAAAAUCCCACGUGUGCUUCCGGAGAAGGAACUUCAGACGAGAUGGUUCUCAGAGCCUCUUCAAUAUCUGUCGUUUAAUCCCCAGACAUUCCAGACGAACAAAGCCGGACACCCUUCUCUUAGCCGCCAUCAUCAAGAAUUGAUCUUUAGCUAUAUGCGCCUUAAAAAUGCGCCAUACUUUCUCCUUUGUGAUGUGGGCCCAGAGGUGCAGGCCGAUUUCGACCCUAAGCAGAUCACGAGCGCCAACUUCCCAACGUUAGUCGAAGCAGCCGCACACCACACCGCAAGCAGCAAUGGCAACGGCAACUUCCAGGGACAGAACGGCUACUCGGCCUAUCUUAGGCAUCUCGAGAGGCAACAGGAGCCUCUCAGCGACUUGGAACUGACCACCCUGACGAACUUCCAGGACUGGCUGCAGUCGCCAUUGCAACCCCUCUCAGAUAACCUCGAAUCCGUCACAUAUGAAGUCUUCGAGGGCGAUCCCGUGAAAUACUUCCAAUACGAAAUGGCCAUCGCGGCCGCACUUAGGGAGUGGGAUGCGCUAGGAAAGCCCAAGUCCGGCCCGGCAGGCGAAGUUGUCAUCGCAGUCGCGGGAUCCGGUCGAGGACCGCUCGUCACGCGAGCCUUACGAGCCAGCGAGUCCACCGGCGUCCCCGUGCGCCUGUGGGCCGUAGAAAAGAACCCGAACGCGUACGUCUACCUCCUGCGCCAAAACCAGCGAGAAUGGGACGGCCGCGUCACCGUCGUGAAGACCGACAUGCGAGCGUGGAAAGGCCCGCUCCUCUCCGACCCUUCUUCUUCCCCGCCCGUCCACGGCAAGGUAGACAUCCUCGUCUCGGAGCUCCUCGGCUCCUUCGGCGACAACGAGCUCAGCCCCGAAUGCCUCGACGGCAUCCAGCACGUGCUGGCCCCGGGCUCCGGCAUCUCGAUCCCGGCCUCGUACACGGCGCACGCGACCCCCAUCUCCACGCCCCGCAUCUACGCGGACAUCUGCCAGCGCGCGGCGGCGGCGGACGCGAACGCGUUCGACACGCCCUGGGUCGUGCGCCUGUUCGCCAUAGACUUCGUCGCCGCGAAGGGGGUCCCCGACCAUCCCCGCUUCCAGCAGGCGUGGGAGUUCGCGCACCCGCUGCCCAAGGCGACGAUGGAUGCCGUGGAGGCGAGGCGCGCGGGAGGCGUUGCAGGUGGCGGCGGAGGCAGCAUGGCGGGUGCGGUGGGCGCGAACGAUCAUAACGCGCGACAUUGCUGUAUGACGUUCGUGUGUCGUACUCGAGGGGUCGUGCAUGGGCUCGCGGGCUACUUCGAGGCGGUGCUGUAUGAGUCUAAGACGGAGACGGGCGCAGGAAAAGAGGGCGAGGAGGGGGAAGAGGAGGGAAAGGGCAUGGUGGAUGGAAAGGUCGAGUUGAGCACGCUGCCGGAUUUGAUACAGAGGAAGAGCAAGGAUAUGAUCUCUUGGUUUCCCAUCUUCUUUCCGCUGAAGGAACCGCUCUACUUCCCGCCGGAUACCGAGCUGGAGGUUAGCAUGUGGCGACAGACCGACGACGCGAAGGUGUGGUACGAGUGGAUGGUCGAGGCAUUCAUGUGGGUUAGUCCGUCACAUAGGGUUAAAGUUGGGGGAUCGGGCCUAUGCAGUAGCCGCAAAGUGGCUUGCCUGUUGUGAUACCUACAUCCACGAUCUUAGGUAAGGGGGACAUUUGAAGGGGAGGAGGGGGAAAGGCACGAGCAAGAGAGGGACGAGGUUAGGGGAAAAGCAUUUGCAUUUUAGGGACUGUCCUCCGUUAGGAUAGCCCCUUUUCCCAUGCUGCCCAGCUCGGGACCACCGAGUUGGCGAUGAAUUCAAAGAACUACCAUGACCGAACCACAGAAAUGCCUAUCCCGUUGUGUUUGCUAAUCGGGCAGUAGGUCGUAUACAUUCAUGGCAUUUGCUCCAAGGCCGUUGAUUUUUGCCCGUCAUCGUAAGCCCAGUGCUAUAUCCUGCCCUGCUUCGUUCUUCCAAGACAUCGAGGCCAUGCUUCAUUUAAGGGUAUAUAUCUGCCACCUUCGUCUGAUCCGAACCUAGCUUUAACUUAUCCGCCCAUCUUGACGUCGCCGUUUUCGCCUUGGUCGGCGGCUUUGAUCCAUAAUACGUUGUUACAUCUGCAAGGGUUG